GAGGUACAUGGGAUCCGCAAGGAUCUUGAACGGCAACUGACCGAGGAGGGGCUCACCCAAGGCCCAGAAGCGGAGGAUGAAGAUGAGGAAAAGGCCGCGGCUGCUGCCGCAGAAGCGGCCAGAUUGGCCAUGGCGACGGCAGCUGCUGCUUUGGAAGCAGCCAAAGCAAAAAAGCUCGAGCGUCUCCAGAGAGAGGCCAAGGCAAAGGAGGAGGAAAGGAGGGCCCUGGAGUUCCAAACGUUGAAGCUUCUCGAGAAGGAGCAAAGGGCAAGAGAAGCGCGGGAGAAGGAGUCAAAGGAGAGACAAGAGCGGGAGGCAAAGGAAAAGGAGGCAAAGGAGACGGCGGCUCGGGAGGCCAAGGAACAGGAGGAGGCAAAGGCCAGACAACUCCGGGAGAUGGAAGCCACGAUGAAGGAGAAAGAAGCACAGGAGAGGGAAACCAAAAUGAAGGAAGCGAAGGAACGAGAAACCCAGGCCCGUCUGGCGAGGGAGGCAAAGGAACUCGAGGAAGCAAAAGAGCGUGCCGCGAGGGAGGAAAAGGAAAUCAAGGAAGCAAACGAGCGUGCCGCAAGGGAGGCAAAGGAAAAGGAGGAAGCAAAAGCACGCAUCCUUUCAGAAGCCCGGCCGCUCAAACGAGAAGCAGACCACGCAGGGACGGACCGGACACAGGAUAGGGCGGGUGACAGUGUGGGGAGGGCGGCUUCGACGACACUGGUCGAUCCGGAUGCCUCGGCUGCCACGAUGGCCAAGCAGACUGCACCCAACCUCGGCGCCGUCCCCAAGGCAAGCAAGGUUGCCCGAAAGGCCAAGGACGACGACUUUGCCCUCCCGGUACUAUCUGAUGCUGAGAAGGGAAAGUACAAGAUCCAGCUAGGCCACACCGUCUCCCCACCAGGCACCGGAAACUACCAGUCCCGUUCCAGCUACUCCGCCCCCAGGACAGGCAACACCGUCUCCCGCAACGGCCCCGGAGUCUCACAGUCCAGCGACUACAAUGGCUCCAACAACACCGCCGCCCGUGCCAGCUACACCCAAUGCCAAUGGCCAGACUCAGGCCACCGCGACAGCAUGUCCCCGCCCCCGGUCAAGGCUACUGAAAGCACCGAGCCACCUCCUGCACCCGAAGCAGCAACACCCGCAGCAGCAGGCAAUGGUUUGGCCCUCGAAGCGGUCCUGCGCUUCAAGCGCCAGCACGAGGACAUGUCCCAGGAUGAAGGACACUACUACCCGUACAAUGAGAUCGUGGAGUUCUUUUCGGGUAAUGAGGCAAGGGCAAUGGACUUCUGCAGGAUGCGAUCUACACAGUUCAAGGGGACGUCGACGGACCGCAACAAUCCCGAGAUCAAAACGUACUUGUACUUCCAGCGCGAGAAGAGGAUGAGAUCUGCAUCGAGCUUGGUGCAGAAGCGAGUUAUGAGCAGCCAGGGAGCAAUCGCGCCGCCGCCGCCGCCUGGCGCCGAAAGCACCAAGCCUGGUGGGAAGGGAGAUCCGAAGAAGGAGCUCAAGAAGCCUGAUGACACCCAACCGAAGAAGAAAGCUCGAGGCUCGGAGCUCGAGAUCGACAUCACGACGAUGAUGGCUGCAAAAGACUUCAACUUGGAUGAGUUCGUUACCAACUGGGUGGCUGCUUGUACGGCGGCCGAGGGCCGGGCGGCUCCCUACGUGGAGGCUUUUAAGAAGCACGGCAAAGUCGCUGCGAAUCUGAAUGAAGAUUCCAUGGACCUCGUGGAGUUUUGGAACGAGGCUCGCUCCGAAGACUGGGGGGCGAACCACCCGGUGCAAAGCUGGAGCGAACAUGCUUAUCAUUUCUUGGUCACCGUUGGCAAGCUCGAAAGAAUCCAUGUAAUCAAGAGCGACUUUUUCCAUUACAAUGGAGACAGGAACAUCACGUUGGAACACCUUCAAGCCGAUCUGGUUCAAUCUUUGAACCGCUGCGCGGACAAGGAUAACAAGCUUGGUGCAACGUUGCACGUGGUGGCGGGGAAAGCAGAUUGGAAAUUCAGACGGGAGUGGCUUCAACAGACACGAUUUUACGGGAAAGUCACCCACGGCACCAAUGGAAUUUGUGCGCGAUGUUUCGCGGCCAAAAACGACUGGCUGGAUGUCAAAGAAAAAUUCAACAACGAUUCGGAUGUGGCUCUUGCUCAAGAAACAGCGGUGGGGGAAAACAUUGCUAUGAAGCAACUGAGCGGCUGGUCGUGCAAUAUGGAAGGGCCGGACUUGCUACACUGCAUAUGGCUUGGAACUGGUAGAGACCUUGUGGGCUCCCUUUGUAUGGAAAUGGCUGAGAAUCGGCGAGAUCUUGUGGGCGCAACCUACGACGAACGCUUGUCUGGUUUACACAAAGACAUGCAGGCUUGGUGCGCCGCGCGUGGGAUCCGGGCAUCGACAAUUGACGGGCUGAGUUUCUUGUUAUUAUAA
Messenger RNA from Symbiodinium sp. CCMP2456, 2421 nucleotides. Lineage: Eukaryota; Dinophyceae; Suessiales; Symbiodiniaceae. The record is from the annotation of a GenBank genome assembly.